Molecule: messenger RNA, 444 nt
Organism: Lampris incognitus (smalleye Pacific opah)
Lineage: Eukaryota; Metazoa; Chordata; Actinopteri; Lampriformes; Lampridae
Product: hemoglobin subunit beta-2-like
Exons: 3
Coding region: 1-444 (147 amino acids)
Biological process (GO): oxygen transport; hydrogen peroxide catabolic process
Cellular component (GO): blood microparticle; hemoglobin complex; haptoglobin-hemoglobin complex
Molecular function (GO): haptoglobin binding; organic acid binding; peroxidase activity
Source: RefSeq, a predicted model, not a curated record
AUGGUUGAAUGGACGGACUUCGAGAGGGCCACCAUCCAGGACAUCUUCGCCAAGAUGGACUACGACACCGUGGGCCCUGCGGCUCUCUGCAGGUGUCUGAUCGUCUACCCCUGGACCCGGAGGUACUUCGGUAAGGUCGGGAACAUCUACAACGCCCCCGCCAUCUUGUCGAACCCGAUGGUGGCGGCGCACGGCAGGGUGGUGCUGCACGGCCUGGACCGCGCCCUGAAGAACAUGGACAACAUCAAAGAUACGUACGCCGAGCUCAGCAGGCUGCACUCCGAGAAGCUGCACGUGGACCCCGACAACUUCAGACUGCUGGCGGACUGUCUGACUAUCGUGGUCGCGGCGAGGAUGGGCGCCGCCUUCACCGGAGACGUGCAGGCGGCCUUCCAGAAGUUUCUGGCCGUGGUGGUCUCCUCUCUGGGCAUGCAGUACCACUGA